AAGCGGCAAUUCACAAUAGGUUUGGGCCGCGUACAUUGUCUUUUGUUCUUGUGUUCUUAUUGAUUUUGAAAAUAAAAUUUGCUUAUUUCAUAGAAAAAAAUGGAUACGGUGGAACAAAAUGAUAAUACUAACCGAGAUGAAUUGAUAAUGCAGCAACAACGCGAAAUUGAAAAAGAGAUUAGUGAUUCAACACCUUUGGUAAGCGAGCAGUUGCCAAUAACUUGCCUUAAUGCUGAGUAUCUUGGCGAUGCAGUUUUCACCUCAAAAAUUCAAGAUCUCGCUAGCAAAUAUAAGUUCAUGCGACGUACCAGGCCCGAUGGGAAUUGUUUCUUUCGCGCGUUCGCCUACGCUUAUCUAGAGCAUUUGAUUUCUAAUAAGGAGGAGUAUCAACGAUUCAAGGAGUUAGCGGACAAAUCAAAAGAUAAGCUUGUGCAAUUAGGUUUUCCCAGCUUUACUCUGGAGGAUUUUCAUGACACGUUCAUGGAAGUAGUUAAACGGGUGGACCCGGCAUCCGGUACGACAGAGUCAGUAAGUGCUGAGCUACAUAAAGUUUUCAAUGAACAAGGCUACUCGGAUUAUGUGGUUGUAUAUCUACGAUUACUUACAUCCGGAAAACUACAAGAAGAAGCUGACUUCUAUCAGCAUUUCAUAGAAGGCAACUUUACCAUUGAAGAAUUCCGUCAUCAGGAAGUAGAACCAAUGUAUAAAGAAUCCGACCAUAUACAUAUUAUAGCGUUAUGUACAGCAUUAGGAGUAGGAGUGCGUGUAGAAUACAUGGAUCGUGGCGAUACACUUGUAAAAGCUCACGAUUUUCCAGAGGGUAGUACGCCCAAAGUUUUUCUAAUUUAUCGGCCGGGUCAUUACGAUAUACUGUACCCCAAUUGAAAAGCAAAAGUGUACUAUAUUAAUAAUUAAUAGGGAGGAGCUAAGCUCUCAUAUAUUCUAAUUUGCGAUAAUUAUGUUACAUGCAUUUUUUCAUUGUGGCGCAGAUUAUGAGUAGCCGCUUUAAAUCAUUUUCCUAUUUUAGCACAUAUAUAAUGAAAACACCCUCCCUUUAUGAUUUUAAUUAUAAUUGGCAAAUAUAGCAUUCAGUCUUUCAGCUGUGACACUUUUGGAAUAAUAACAUUAAAUUUUUCCAGAUUAUGUGAAAAUUCCACUUGAGUAAUUUGUAUAUGCAAAAACAAAAACAAAUUUCAAAUUUAAUAAAAAGAAACUUAAUGGUCUUAAAA
Molecule: messenger RNA, 1229 nt
Organism: Anastrepha ludens (Mexican fruit fly)
Lineage: Eukaryota; Metazoa; Arthropoda; Insecta; Diptera; Tephritidae
Product: ubiquitin thioesterase otubain-like
Exons: 3
Coding region: 100-885 (261 amino acids)
Biological process (GO): protein K48-linked deubiquitination
Cellular component (GO): nucleus
Molecular function (GO): ubiquitin binding; cysteine-type deubiquitinase activity
Source: RefSeq, a predicted model, not a curated record